Procambarus clarkii (red swamp crayfish) is the source of this 3330-nucleotide messenger RNA. The record is from RefSeq and is a predicted model, not a curated record. Lineage: Eukaryota; Metazoa; Arthropoda; Malacostraca; Decapoda; Cambaridae.
CCGGCGCCCACACUCCUAGUGACACCAUCAUGGCCGUAGUCAGUGAGAAAACUAAGUUUACCCCGCCUGAUAACUUGGGCACCAAGUACAGGGUGGAGGAGGUGGAGAGGUUCGUGGUGGCGGCCAUGGCGUCCCUGGGGGUGCCCCCGCACAACGCUCGCGCCCUCGCCCAGGUCCUUGUCGCUGCCGACGUCCGCGGACACUACAGCCAUGGUCUCCACAGGCUAGAUCUGUAUGUAAACGAUGUGAGGGCGAGUAUUUGUGAGGGCGGCGCGUCCCCCACUAUAGUGAAGGAGAGUGCGUCUACAGCUCUGGUGGAGGGCAACAAUGGCCUGGGGCCCGUGGUGGGCAGCUUCUGCAUGGACCUGGCCAUCACCAAGGCUCAGGCCACUGGCGUUGGCUGGAUUUGUGCUAAAGGAAGCAACCACUAUGGCAUUGCGGGCUGGUACACGAUGAAAGCUGCUGAACGUGGACUGGUGGGUAUGAGCUUCACAAACACUUCACCGAUUGUCGUCCCAUCACGUAGCAAAAAGCCAUGCCUUGGAACGAACCCUUUAUCAGUAGCAGCGCCUGCCAGAGGUGAUGAUAGCUUCGUACUGGAUAUGGCGACCAGUGUUGUGGCACUUGGCAAGGUGGAGGUUGCACAAUUAUAUAACAAAGCCAUGCCAGAAGGAUGGGGCUUAGACAAGCAGGGCAGGACGACGACGGACCCCGCCGCCUGCCUGGACCACGGCUUCCUCCUGCCCCUCGGGGCAACCGAACUGCACUCCAGCUACAAGGGCUUCGGUCUCGGCAUGAUGGUCGAGAUACUUUGUGGCAUUAUGUCGGGAGCACCUUAUGGUCAGAAUUUAAACACCCGGAACAGAUCCUCCGUCCCAGCAGACCUCAGUCAGUGUUUCGUUGCCAUCGACCCAAGCUUCUUUGCCUCUGGGUUCCAAGACCGCAUGAGUGACUUUAUGGAUCAAUGUCGCAACAUGGAGCCUGUUGACAAGAGCAGACCAGUACAGGUGCCGGGUGACCCAGAGCGGGCCAACGCUCAGAAGGUGAAAUCGGACCAAGGUAUAACUUACCAUAUCAACCAAGUCAGAGAAUCUUGGCAACUGGCACAGUUUCUUGGAAUAUCACCGCUGGAGUGGCUGUGAUCCUUAGGACCUGGAAACAAAUCAACAAACAACUACGUGUAAUGCUACGUUCACACAUGUCAAAACUAAUAAUAAUAAUUGCCGGCCCUGUGGCGAAGUGGUAAGACACUUCCCUGCCAUGUCGCGAGCGCAUUGGCCUUGGUUUGUAUCCUGGUCGGGGAGGAUUUACUGGGCAUCAGUCAUUAACUGUAGCUCUGUUUACCGAGCAGUAAAAUGAGUUCCUAAACGAUUUGUUAAUCGUUUCGGAUGUUAAUAGAUUUGGCGUAUCGUAUACCGGGGAGAAUUAGGAUUAAGGACCUGCCCGAAACGCUAUGCGUGCUUGUGGCUGUACAAGAAUGUAAGAACUCUUGUAUAUAUAAAUAACAAAUAAUAAAAACAUUUUGUUGAUAUAAAAUAUUUGAGGAUCUCAGUAAAAAAUUGCAUAGUAAAUAUUUGUUCUUCUUAAAGUGCCAAUAAUCACUCGCAGCAUUCCGGGAAAAAUUAUAAAUAAAAGGCUUUUGAGCAUCAAUUAUUGUUAUGUUAAUGUAAAAGAAUUACUGAAUGAUGUCCGUUAGCAAAUCAAGAGACAUAAUGAAUGUGGGUAGAGCCAGUGGUGGUGCGGACUAGCUGAGGUAAUUACCUAAGUGUAGUUACAGGAUGAGAGCUAUGCUCGUGGUGUCUUCCCUUCCCAGUACUCUUUGUCAUGUAGUGCUUUGAUGAUGUUACUCCCUCUAUGGUGAGUGGGUCGGUGGACUACUUGCCAGUUUCCAUGGUGUCACAAGUAAGUAUUUACUAUUUGUAUCUGCAGAACUGAGCUAUUAGCUCCUGGACCCCGCCUUACUAAUCAAAUUUGUUCCUCUAUUAUGUCUACUUCAAAUAUUUCUCUUACACACACGCAUUCCCAAGAAUGCGUGCGUGUAAGACUCCCUCAUAGCAGCUGUCUAACUCCCAGGUAUCUGUUUACUCUUAGGUGAACAGGGUCAACAGGGUGAAAGGAACUCUUUUAUUUCUGCCUCUUCCGGGUAUCGAACCCGAGCCCUUAGAACUAUGACCCCAGAGCACUGUCCACUCAGCUGCGAGGCCCCUGUAGUCCUCCCCAUGCGAUGAGUUGUGGCGGUGGGUGGGAGUUGCUAAUGCACUUCGGAUGAGAGCAAAGGCCGUAGCCGCCCCGUCCUGGUCAGCCAGGGUAGACCUGAUGCCAGUGGUCUCAGCGACACAUGGUAGAGGCCCCGGGUCCUUAGCGCAUAUCUCUCAGGCCAGCCCUAUGACCCACAAGACUCGUUUAAAAUAAUAUUAAUUUAUUACACAGAAAGUAAUAACACUAACGUGACUGCAUCAACGAGAAAAUCCGUAGGAGCCAUGAUGAGGGUUCGAACCUAUGCGGCGGGUGUUCCCACUCACAUGCUCUAGAGUUAGAUGACUAGACUGUAAUUGAAGGGGGGAAGGAUAGGAAUAAAUAGAAAAAAAAUUAUUAGAUGGAAAAAGAGUGGAAGAGAGGCGGUAAUUAAGAUAUUUAGAGAAAAGGUAAAGCUGAGAAAGAAUUAGAGAUGAAAAGAACGGUUUUCAAGAUAGUAUUAGGGAUGAAAUGAAAGGAUUAGUAGAAGGGAAAGAGAAGAGCACAGAGCUGCCACCAUCCAUUUAAAAUAUAUUUUUCGACGAGAAAUGGAACUAGUCUCGGGGGACAUUUGAAUGGUUUGGGAAAAGUUGUUCAAUGUCAACAAAUAUUUUUUGACUAGUUGUAUAUAAAAAGAGCUGCAAUUGUUCCAAGUUUCAGUACUGCAGCCUAAAUAGAAGGGGAUAUUUUUAAUUUUUUUAUUUUUUUUCAACGAAUUUUACACAUUUUCAAGGUUAAAAUUACAACCACACCUUUCAAAUAUAUUCAUUUUACGACACUUUUCUGACACAUUAGCAUAUAAUCAAGGAUCUCAAGUUGGGGAUGUUCCAAAACAUCUUUAGUUUUCCUAAUGCAAAUAGUCAAAGUUCCCCCAAAAAUUAUGCAAAUAUAUCAUGUUUAUUACUAUUUAUAUAAUCAAUAAAUGAACUUAGGAAAAAACACUUCAAUACGAAUUUAGAGACAUACACUUUACAUACAAGGUGUAAGUUUCAUGUAAACUGAAUAAAAAAUGAGAGAGAAAUUUAAACGUUUAUGUUACUUGUAAAUAAAUAAGAAAAAAUAAAGUCUAAGAUGUUGCCAUAUGUGAUUUGAAGU